This is a messenger RNA of Salvia hispanica, 1826 nucleotides long. RefSeq names its product putative N-acetylglucosaminyl-phosphatidylinositol de-N-acetylase. Gene Ontology annotation, molecular function: N-acetylglucosaminylphosphatidylinositol deacetylase activity. NCBI's taxonomy places the organism in Eukaryota, Viridiplantae, Streptophyta, Magnoliopsida, Lamiales, Lamiaceae. The record is from RefSeq and is a predicted model, not a curated record. Gene Ontology annotation, cellular component: endoplasmic reticulum.
AAUGCCAAAUGAAAUGGUUGUUGAAGUCUGCAACUGCAAGACUGCAAUUGCCACUGAAACACCAGAUCCGCCCACCUUCACGGCGGCCCGACCAACUCCGCCGCCUAGAUACCAUAAGAUCGGCUCUCCGAUUAGUCUUUCUUUGCUAUGGAAAUAAUUGUUUUUUGAAACAUUAUUUAACCUUAAAAAGUACUUGGAAUAUCACGAUUAGCUCCCUCAACCAUUUAUUGAAAUUUUAUUUUUAUUCAUAACCCAAUUGAUGAUUGGCUAUUGAAAUUCUCACUUAUGACUACGGUAUUCUUAUCACGGUGUUGGUAUUUCUUGGGCAAUUCCGUUCUAUUCUGGAACAUAGUUGCCGGAGAAUUCAGGAUCGCAGAGGAUCGGAGAACGGCCAUCGAGAAUCAGUCGGAAGAACUGGAACUUAGAGAACUUGUAGAGCUAACGGAUACUAUAUGAUGUGAUAUAGAAAAUAAGCAUAUUUGCAUUCAUUGAUGUAAUAUGUGUAUGCACAUUGCAUUUCAUUUUUCAAGUCUUCUUCGUAACUCAUAAACAACAUAGUGUAACUGCCUGGCAGUUAACACAACUAAGCGCUAACACUCUUUUACUGCUAGCUUCUUCUUGUUGGCCAUCUUCCUUUCUUUACAUGCAUCAUUUUCUUAUUAUUUGAUGUUUGUUCAGGCUUCACUUGAGGAUCUUGAGCUGAAGUUGCUCGAUGAAAUGCCUCAGUGACUGAUUGCGGCUACAUUCCGUCUCAUAUUCCUGGGAAGAAUCAAACAUGACAUGGAUAGCCUUAAUCUUAGCAGUGCUAGUGCUCUGGUUUGCUUCUCUCUGCAAAGUUUUUCUGGAAUCUAUGUCCGCUUCAAAAUCAGCAUUCUUAAAUGAUGUGGCAGGUGCUAGCUCUACAAGGAGAAAUGUCUUGGUGGUUAUUGCUCAUCCUGAUGAUGAGUCUAUGUUCUUUGCUCCUGUGAUUAAUUACCUGACUUCCAGGCAUCAUAAUGUGCACAUACUUUGCAUGUCAACUGGCAAUGCAGAUGGCAUGGGAAGUGUUAGAAAAGAAGAGUUACAGCUGGCCUCUGUGGUUCUCAAGAUUCUAGCACAGCAAGUGACCGUACUAGAUCAUCCAGAUUUGCAGGAUGGUUUUGGCAAUGUGUGGAACUGGGAUUUGUUGGCUAGCAUCAUUGAUGAGGAAAUUCGUACCCAUUCUAUUGACUUGAUCAUUACAUUUGACAAUUAUGGUAUCUCGGGUCAUUGCAACCACUGUGACGUUCAUCAAGGAGUAAGAAAGCUCAUGCAUGAUGCCUUGGGGGGAAGACAUCUCGAGGCCUGGGAGAUUAUAAGCCCUAACAUAGUGCGCAAGUACAUCGGACCAUUGGAUAUUUGGUUAUCCAUCAUGUUUAGCCGACUUGAUAAAGAUGGACUAUCACAUUGCUUGCUUAACUUAGAUCUCCGUAAAAGUUAUGCAGCUAUGGCUCAACACUCCAGCCAAUGGGUUUGGUUCCGAAAACUUUUUGUAACAUUUUCGAGUUGUACCUAUGUUAGCACCCUUAAGAAGAUCGCGUAAGUCUGCAGCCGAAGGUACAUUGAUCUAGACGGAGGUCACGGAGCUAUGAUUUAUGGUCUUACAUCACCCAUGGUGAUUGGCGAGUGGAAUGAACUGAUACAUGAUAGUACUAUGACUAGCACUGUUUUCAUUUCUAUUCCACAACAUUAGUUUUGAAUAACGAGUUUAUUGUGUGUGGGGAUUUUGGAUGAAAUGGCUAUGGACGACUGGUGGCUUGGUGCCAACAUAUAUAUUUAUCUUUUUGGAUGACUUAAUUUUUUAAAAA